AUGCCGCCCGCCACACAGCACAGCAUGUUCACCACCGGCCCAGGAACCUGCCUUCCCUGCGCCAGCCAGGGUGCUGAACUGUUCAGGGAUAUGGCCAUCAUUUCCUCCCAGGAAGAAUGGGAGUGCCCAGAGCUGCCUCAGCGUUUGUACAAGGAUGUGAUGCUGGAGACCUACAGGAACCUGAUUUCAUUGGGCCUUACAAUCUUCAAGCCUGAUGUGAUCUUCCUGGAGCAAGGCAGGAUGCCCUGGACAGAGGAAUGGGCAGCCACAGGAGGCCUGGGCCCAGUGUUGGAGUUGGGCUGUGGUAUCAAAGUCUCAUUUCCAAAGCAUCCUAUUUGUGCAGUUGCUCUGCCCCAGUGGGACAUAAUGGAAAGCCUUACGAGUUUCAGCGUGGAGUUCCCACAUUUCCAGGAUGACUGGGAAUGCUGAAGCCCAUGUGAAAGCCAGCCAGGAAAUCCAGACAGACCUUUCAGCCAGAUAGCACCCAGACAUGAAGAUUUGCCUGCUUUUACCCCACCAGCAACCCUUGCUUUUUGUCUGAAAACUCACAUUGGAGGAAAACCUUCUGGAUACAGCGAAUUCAGGAAAGACUUCUGGGGAGAGGAGUUCCUCCUGGAUCCUCAAGGAAUUCAUUGUGGUAGAAAACCCUGUAAGUGCAAGGAAUGUGGGAAAGCCUUUAAGCACAGCUCGUGAUUAAUUCAGCAUGAGAACAUCCACUCUGUCAAGAAGCCCUGUGAAUGUAAGGAGUGUGACAAAGCCUUCAAUUCUGGCUUGGACUUUGUACAUCACCCACAAGUUCACACUGGGGAGAAGCUCUACGUGUGGACAUCAUGUGCCAAGGCCUUCAGCUGCAGCUCACAGUUGCUGAAGCACUGGUGGAUUCACACGGGGGAGAAGCCCUAUGUGUGCAUGGCAUGUGCCAAAGCCUUCAACCACAUCUCACACCUGCAGGUGCACCGGUGGGUUCACACCGAAGAGAAGCCCUACAAGUGCCAGGAGUGUGGGAAGACCUUCGCUCCCCGGUCCCAGCUGAUGAAGCACCAGACUGUACCCAUAGGCAAGAAACCUCACGAGGGCAGGGAGUGCAGGAAGGCUUUCAGCCAGGGCUCCAUGUUCAUCCAACACUAG
Molecule: messenger RNA, 1128 nt
Organism: Dipodomys ordii (Ord's kangaroo rat)
Lineage: Eukaryota; Metazoa; Chordata; Mammalia; Rodentia; Heteromyidae
Gene: Znf582
Product: zinc finger protein 582
Biological process (GO): negative regulation of transcription by RNA polymerase II
Molecular function (GO): DNA-binding transcription repressor activity, RNA polymerase II-specific
Source: RefSeq, a predicted model, not a curated record